Serendipita indica DSM 11827 is the source of this 354-nucleotide messenger RNA. The record is from the annotation of a GenBank genome assembly. NCBI's taxonomy places the organism in Eukaryota, Fungi, Basidiomycota, Agaricomycetes, Sebacinales, Serendipitaceae.
AUGUGGGACGUCGGAGGGCAGCAUCGUAUCCGACCACUCUGGCGGCAUUACUUUCAAAAUGUGCAAGCCGUGAUCUAUGUCAUUGACUCCGCGGAUCUGGAGCGCGUAGCAGAGGCAAGGGACGAAUUGAACGCUAUCCUCGCCUCGGAAGAACUGCGCGGUGUUCCUCUCCUCGUAUUCGCCAAUAAGCAGGAUCUGCCAAAUGCCAUUGAGGCGUCGCAGCUGGCGAAUAGACUAGGCCUUGUCGCCCUUCGAGACCGGCAGUGGUACAUUCAAGCUUGUUCGGCAACGUCAGGAGAUGGACUUUACGAGGGUCUUGAUUGGAUGUCAAGCAGUCUAAAGCGUCGAGGCUGA